AUAAUCAAAAGGAGCCAAACACAAAGAAGAAAGAGUUGCAAAAAUGGAGUGCAGAAAAUUGGAGUUGACCAUUAAUUCUGCAAAUGAUUUAAGAGAAGUAAGAAGAAUUUUCAAAAUGAAAGUUUACGCCAAGGUAUUCAUUGGAGGUAACCAGAUAAUGGAGAAGCGAACUCCAGUAGACAAGCAUGGCCAGACUAAUCCAGCAUGGAAUUACACCAUGAAAUACUCUAUCAGCGAGUCAUGGAUACAUCAUCAUGGAACCAUGCUCGUGAUCAAGCUUUAUUGUAAGCGUAAGCUCGGAGAUAGAUACGUUGGAGAAGUUCAUCAGUCAUUGAAACAACUUUAUGAUUAUGCAUAUCCGAUGGGCGGCAGUGCGAUGGUGUGCUUUCCGGUGCAAAUGGGAUCGGCUGAGUCACAAGGACAACUUUGUUUCACUUAUAGAUUUGGUGAGAAAGUGGCUAUUGAGAAGCAAAUGCUUGCAGAAAGUAUUGCUUCCUUCUUAUUGACCAGUCCUAGUGGUUCAACUUGAUGGGUGCACCCAACCACCACCCUUGCCGUCACCAUCGCAGUUGCUGCAACCACCAUCAUCACCAUUCACCACCCCUUGUAAAUACGUGUAAAUUUGUUGUAAUACUUUCUGAAGACAACUUGAUGAAGCAACCAUUGAAGUUUCGCAUCU
Molecule: messenger RNA, 679 nt
Organism: Cynara cardunculus var. scolymus (artichoke)
Lineage: Eukaryota; Viridiplantae; Streptophyta; Magnoliopsida; Asterales; Asteraceae
Product: protein SRC2 homolog
Exons: 2
Coding region: 44-529 (161 amino acids)
Biological process (GO): defense response
Source: RefSeq, a predicted model, not a curated record